AUGGAAAAAUACGUGUUUCCCACAAAGCCCAAGGCUAACCUGAAAGCGAUAAUCUCUGGUCCCAACUAUCGAUUUACUGUUCUUACAGAUCGUUUGCUGCGUUUUGAAUGGGCCGAAGAUGGCCAGUUUGAAGAUCGAGCUUCCACUUUUGCCAUCAACCGCGACCUUCCAGUACCAGAGUUUAGGAUAAUUGACAACGGCGGGUUGGAAAUCAUCACGGAGCACUUUCACUUGAGCUAUGAUAAGAAGAGAUUCAGCCCCAAUGGGAUGGUUGCUCAUCUGAGCGCGAAAACGACCAAGUACGGAACCGAAUGGCGAUUUGGAACUCCGUCUACGCUCAACUUAGGAGGAACAGCAAGGACAUUAGAUCUAUGCGAUGGCCGAUGUGAUAUGGGAGAUGGAGUCCUGUCGAAAGCAGGCUUCGCUGUGAUCGAUGACUCCGAGUCCAUGCUCUUUGAUGGACAGGGCUUUGUCGCGAGCCGGCCAGCCGGAGACCGGGUAGAUGGAUACCUCUUCGCCUACGGUCGCGAUUAUAAGGCAGCGAUAAAAGCAUUUUAUGCUGUAUCUGGCAAACAGCCAGUCGUACCUCGAUACGCUUUAGGCAACUGGUGGAGUCGGUAUUAUCCAUAUCGACAGGAGGAGUAUCUCCAGCUCAUGGAUAGGUUCCACGACCUGGAGAUCCCGAUGUCUGUAGCCGUUCUCGACAUGGAUUGGCAUUUAGUGUCAGACGAGCGAGUACCACACGCUGGCUGGACGGGUUAUACAUGGAAUAAAGAGCUGUUUCCCGACCCGGCAUUGUUCGCCCGUGAAGUCCACAAGCGCAACCUGAAGAUAACGUUGAAUGACCAUCCCCACGAUGGGAUUCACUCUCACGAGGAUGCUUACGAGGAGAUGGCAAAGUUCCUGGGUCAUGACACGAAACACAAAACCCCGAUACUGUUUGAUUCAACCGACCCGAAGUUCAUGGAUGCUUACCUCAAUAUUCUUCACCGAAACCUUGAAGCUGUAGCAUGCGACUUUUGGUGGAUUGAUUGGCAACAGGGGCCGUACUCAAAAAUCCCUGGAAUUGACCCCUUGUGGAUGCUGAAUCAUUUCGCUUAUCUCGAUCAUGGACGGGAUGGCAAGAUCCCGCUCAUCCUCUCCCGAUAUGCUGGCCCCGGAAGUCACCGAUAUCCCCUUGGGUUCUCCGGAGACACGGUGGUGACCUGGGCCUCACUCGAAUUUCAACCAGAGUUUACGGCGACUGCAUCGAAUAUUGGGUACGGGUGGUGGAGCCACGAUAUUGGCGGCCACAUUCACGGUGGCCGUGACGACGAGCUUGUCACCCGAUGGGUGCAGCUGGGAGUCUUUUCACCCAUCAUGCGGCUACAUUCAACAUCAUCACGGUGGAUGUCUAAAGAGCCAUGGCUCUAUCGCACCGAGUGCGGGUCUGUUAUGUCGAAAUUUUUGAACUUCCGGCACAGACUCGUGCCAUUCCUCUAUACACGGAACCUAAUCGGCGCAGACGAGGACGAGCCCCUUGUACAGCCCAUGUACUGGGAGUACCCAGGGCGUGAAGAAGCCUACUCCGUGACAAACCAAUUCUUUUUCGGGUCUGAGCUGGUAGUCGCUCCAAUUGUGCAGCCACGGGACAAGCGGACUAAUCUGGCAUCAGUGAAAGCCUGGCUGCCACCCCGUGGACUACACGUUGAUAUCUUCACUGGUACAGUCUACGACGGGGAUCGCGCAUUAACCUUAUAUCGCAAAUUGGAGGACUACCCUGUUCUGGCCCACGAGGGAUCAAUUAUCCCCCUGGACGCUUCCUCACUGAAUGGCUGCCUCAACCCGGAUGCCUUCGAAGUUCUUAUCCUGGUUGGAAAAGAUGCUUAUACGGAGGUGCUCGAAGAUAACCGUGACAAUAGACAGCAAGAGAGUGCUGGUGCGGUCGAAAGGCAGGUCUCCACCGUCCGGUAUAUACAGACAGAUGGUAGACUUACUGCCGAGGUCACUGGAAGACUGUGGACUUUCAACUUCCUUGCCUUUACCUCUGUACCAAAAAGCCUAAAGGUACUAAUCGAUGGAGUUGACCGAACCGAUGAUGCCACUUGUCCGUCCGUGCCCAAUGAAACUUACGAUAUCACUAUCGAACUGGGGCCUGACCCCCAAGUCGGCGUGAUAGACCACAUUCCACGUCUCGAGGAAUUGAUUAGGGACUAUCAGAUCGAGUUCCGGAUGAAGAACAUGUUGUGGGAUGUGGUGGAGGGUUUCAGGACCGGCCUCUCAAUGUGA
This is a messenger RNA of Aspergillus nomiae NRRL 13137, 2268 nucleotides long. RefSeq names its product putative alpha-xylosidase. The record is from RefSeq and is a predicted model, not a curated record. The transcript is spliced from 2 exons. Bases 1 to 2268 code for a protein of 755 amino acids. Gene Ontology annotation, biological process: carbohydrate metabolic process; N-glycan processing. NCBI's taxonomy places the organism in Eukaryota, Fungi, Ascomycota, Eurotiomycetes, Eurotiales, Aspergillaceae. Gene Ontology annotation, molecular function: alpha-glucosidase activity.